Lineus longissimus is the source of this 1259-nucleotide messenger RNA. RefSeq names its product probable caffeoyl-CoA O-methyltransferase 2. Bases 152 to 832 code for a protein of 226 amino acids. The record is from RefSeq and is a predicted model, not a curated record. NCBI's taxonomy places the organism in Eukaryota, Metazoa, Nemertea, Pilidiophora, Heteronemertea, Lineidae. The transcript is spliced from 6 exons. Gene Ontology annotation, molecular function: O-methyltransferase activity; S-adenosylmethionine-dependent methyltransferase activity.
UCGCAGAACAAUGUGAUUUGAAUUUCCCGCCAAAAUAACUUGCGCACAAUUUUACCUCCUCCCUAUCUCUCGAGUCAGCUGACCAAGAUAGGGUGGGAGUGUGAAACAAGGCCGUUGAUUUUCCCCUUAGAAACAGUGCGCAAUAGUCAGCAUGUCCGUCGGCCACAAAUCGCAAACAUCCACAGAUCCUAGGAUCUUGUAUUGUUCAAACCAUUCUCUCCGACUUCAUCCUGUGCAGGAAAAGCUGAUUAAGAGAACAUUAGAACAUCCAUGGUGUCGAAUGCUAGGUUCCACUGAUGAACUGCAACUCAUCAUGAACCUCUUGAAGAUGAUCAAGGCAAAGAAAACUAUUGAUGUGGGUGUUUAUACAGGUUACAGUGCCCUGUCUGCUGCUCUUGCUCUACCUCCUGACGGUAAAGUGAUUGCCUGCGACAUAUCGGAAGAAUUUACGAGCAUAGGGAAGCCAUUUUGGAAGGAAGCUGGAGUCGAUGGCAUAAUAGACCUCAGGAUUGCACCAGCAGGCGAGACAAUGCAAUCCCUCAUUGGCAGUGGUGAAGCUGGUACUUUCGACUUCAUCUUCAUUGACGCCAAUAAGACUGAUUAUGAUGAAUAUUAUGAGAAGGCGCUCAUUUUGCUUCGACCAGGAGGUUUUAUCGCUAUUGAUAACGUUCUUUGGGGUGGUAAAGUUUUUGAUGAAGCAAACAACGACCCUGACCCUGACACAGUCGCGUUACGAUUACUUAAUGAUAAAAUUCACAAAGACAAGCGAGUUGAUGUUAGUAUGCUCACCAUUGGAGAUGGAACUACACUGGUCUUCAAGCCAUAUGCAUAGAACAAAUGUGCAAGUAAAUAGAAAGCAGGCCUAGACAAGUGUAAUGCCGGUUGCUUGAUAAUCUUUAGAUUGUUUUUAAUUAGAGAGUAUAGUUAGGUGAUACAGUAAUUCAGUAGCAGGAUGAUUUCUUUGUUCACUCUUGUUAAGUUUUAGACAUGAUGUUAAAACAAGUUUCUCAGGUCGUUGUUUUGAAGGAGAGCUUCCAAAACCCUGGUCAAAAUGCCACUCAAGGAUGUCGCCAUUCCUAUGAGUUUUAGUCUUGGCAUGUUUAUGUUGAUAAUCAAUGUCAAUUAAAAUUGUCAUGUAAAAGUUACCAAACAUGUGCCAUAGUUAGAUUUUGUAAGAGAAGAUAAUCAAUGCAAUUUUGUCAUUGUAAUCUAUUUUUGUCACAGUGUCAGUAACAAACAAAGAUAAACUGGAAAAAUGA